AGUUGGCUACUUCCGGGAGGGGAACAAAGUUGAACCCGACGAGGUUCUACGGGGAGGGAGGAGGAGGAAGAGGAAAGAGCCGGGUGGCGGCUGCUGUAGGUGGCAGCUGUAGGUUGUUCAGCGGCAUCGGCUAUUCUUUCCCAGCGGACGAUGGACAGCCAGGGCAGGAAGGUGGUGGUGUGCGACAACGGCACCGGGUUUGUGAAGUGUGGCUAUGCAGGCUCUAACUUCCCAGAACACAUCUUCCCAGCUUUGGUUGGAAGACCUAUUAUCAGAUCAACCACCAAAGUGGGAAACAUUGAAAUCAAGGAUCUUAUGGUUGGCGAUGAGGCAAGUGAAUUACGCUCAAUGUUAGAAGUCAACUACCCUAUGGAAAAUGGCAUAGUACGGAAUUGGGAUGACAUGAAACACCUGUGGGACUAUACGUUUGGACCAGAGAAACUUAACAUAGACACCAGAAACUGUAAAAUCUUACUCACAGAACCCCCCAUGAACCCAACCAAAAACAGAGAGAAGAUUGUAGAGGUAAUGUUUGAAACGUACCAGUUUUCUGGUGUGUACGUAGCCAUCCAAGCAGUUCUGACUUUAUACGCUCAAGGUUUGCUGACUGGAGUAGUAGUGGACUCUGGGGAUGGUGUGACUCACAUCUGCCCAGUUUAUGAAGGCUUCUCUCUCCCUCACCUCACCAGAAGACUGGAUAUUGCUGGGAGGGAUAUUACCAGAUAUCUUAUCAAGCUGCUUCUGUUGCGAGGAUAUGCCUUCAACCAUUCUGCAGAUUUUGAAACGGUUCGCAUGAUUAAAGAAAAAUUGUGUUAUGUGGGGUAUAAUAUUGAGCAAGAGCAGAAACUGGCCUUGGAAACCACAGUAUUAGUUGAAUCUUACACACUCCCGGAUGGCCGCAUCAUCAAAGUUGGGGGAGAGAGAUUUGAAGCACCGGAAGCUUUAUUUCAGCCUCACUUGAUUAACGUUGAGGGAGUGGGUGUUGCCGAAUUGCUUUUUAACACAAUCCAGGCAGCUGACAUUGACACCAGAUCUGAGUUCUAUAAGCACAUUGUGCUUUCUGGAGGGUCUACUAUGUACCCUGGGCUGCCAUCACGGUUGGAACGAGAACUGAAACAGCUUUACUUAGAACGAGUUUUGAAGGGCGAUGUGGAAAAACUUUCUAAAUUUAAGAUCCGCAUUGAAGACCCACCCCGCAGAAAGCACAUGGUGUUCCUGGGCGGUGCCGUCCUAGCAGACAUCAUGAAAGACAAAGACAACUUCUGGAUGACCCGGCAGGAGUACCAGGAAAAGGGUGUGCGUGUGCUGGAGAAACUCGGCGUGACUGUUCGAUAAACUCCAAAGCUUGUCCCCAUCACACCCCCGAUGCUUACUUUUUCCCUUUAUUGCUAAUCUUUGAACUUACUAAACUCCAAGACGUGGAAGAGGCCUCUCUUUGCCCUUUGACUGGAAAGGUCAGAUUUUAUUCUGGUGUCUUGGAGAAUCUUCGUUAAAUUUUUGUGCAGUGGGUAAAUCUGACUAUUUAAUUCAACCACUUCCUUACAAACACAAGGAGAGGGCAGAGGGUUGUGUCUGCUGCUUGGUUUCUUCCUGUAGGCAUUUAGAUCAUUCCUGUAGGCUUCCAGUUUUCACUUUACUGCUCUAAUGCUGCUAGUUUUAGCACACUAGGGGGUAUGCCUUUCUUAGCAUAAGAAGAAAACUUUUACGUGUUAUUGGGGGGGGCGGUGAGGGAUGGGUGGGCAGCUGCUGAACCCUUUAUGGCAUUUCCUCUGUAGUGUGGCUCUUUCAACAGUUACUGGUACAGAUUCAAGUACCUUAAAGCUCUAGUAUUAACAUUUUUGAGGAAUAUCAGGCUCCGAACUAAAGUGUUUUAUGUGGGAUUUUGUGUAGGGGUGAAAGGCAGUUACUGUCUUUUGAUUUUGAUUUUUUUUAUUUUUGAACUGUGUUGCUCAAAUGAUGAACUUUAUUUACCGAACUUUGAUUUGGCAGGUUUUCUUCUGGUUUUGGUCUGCCUGAACUGUUUCCAUAUGAUACAGAAAACAAGGAUAGUAUCCCAUUACCUUGUGGCUUAAGGAUUUGGCUUUUUAACAUCAACCAUGUAAUCUGGAACUCGACUCCCUAAAAUCUAUCAAUGAAAAAGUAGCGUGUAAAAAGUACUAGUGGACAUUUAAAUUACAGAUUUAAAAAGUGCUAAAGAGCUGGUCUUUUCUCAGUGCUUCUGCUUAUACCAGAAGCAUUAAGGUAACCAACCCAGCACCAGGUACCAUUCUUGGAAAUAAAUUAUUCUUUUAGUAGGUAGCUGACCAGUGCUUAUUUAAUAAGAAAAGAAAGUAGAUACAUAUAAAUAAUUACUGGCAGUAGGUUAUAAUUGUGGGAUUAAAAAUAACAUUGAAAUAUGGGACUUGUUGCCAGUUGGGUAAUUUUCAUUAGUUUUCUAUUUGUUUUGAUCUGAAACUUGGUCGUGAAGUAGAAUUUGAAUAUUUAAAAUGUUGGCCAGGAAAAAAAAUCAAGAUUUAAAUCUGUGUCUGUAUUGAAAAUUUAAUCAUAAUGACUAAAUCUCAGUCAUCUAUCUUAUGCUUGACUAUGAGUUGUCGGUAAUUUUUAAAUGUUCACAGACUUUCUUGCCUAUUUCAGAAAGUCAUAUUUAUGAAUCCUAUCAGAAUUCCUUGGUAUCUGAAAAAAAUAUCAAAUGGUACUCAGGCAUGAAUUCUUUCUAAAUUUGAAAAAUAAAGUAAUAAAUUGUAUUGCACUAAAUACAAAAUGUAGAUUCUGGGAAAAUGUUUUUUUUAUUUCAAAAAUUUUAUUUAAAAAAAGAAAGCUUUGCUUUGAAAGGAACUUUUUAAGGUUUUUUUUUGGACAAUUUAAAUUGGAGAAAUUAUUGGCUUUAGCGAGUCUUGUGAGAAAACUUAAAAAGUCAGUUUAUUUUAAUUUUCAUUAUGCAGCUUCUGUUAAUAUUAAGUACUUGUUCUCUGUUUUACCUCAAUUUGAACAAAUAAAAGAAGUUUGCCUGCAUGCUGGACAUGCUUCGGUACAUGUGAAUAGCCCGUGAAAAACAUCUGCUAGAUUUUAGGGCUCUGGGUGUCAGAGUACUUUGGAAUUCUAGAGUAGUCCUAAAUCACGUUCUUGUAAAUCCCCAGUCUUCUGCACACUGGGCUUUCUAAAGGACACAAAUGUAGGGCCAGUACCUACUGAGCUGUUCAUUUCAGGUAAAUGGAUUGACUCUGGGCCUCCGGUCAUGAUUUCAUAACACGGGGGCAGAAGACAACAGGGCGGGGUGGGCUCUUCAACAGACAACGGAAGAGCAUUCGGCGUCUGUCCCUUGAAUGUAGAAUUUGGCUUUAAUUUCAUAAUCAGCUAGCAAACAUGACAUUAAAGUGGUGGUAUUGAUAAUAUAUAGUAUAAUUUUAGAUUUUCAUUUUAUAAUUUUCCUAUUCCAAGAUUAAAGAAUGCAUUUAGUAGUUGUAGGGGUGGGAGAGAUAAUGUGUUUAAUUGGAGUUGUCUAGUACGAGUUUCUCAAAUUAAAAUUUUUUCUGUUUUAAAAGAGAUCCGAUUUCUAGCUCUUAAACCAUUGUCAUUUAAAUUUUUAAAAACGAUUAAAAUUCUUCUCUUUUACAAUUAGAAUUGCCAAUACCUUGA
This is a messenger RNA of Artibeus jamaicensis (Jamaican fruit-eating bat), 3636 nucleotides long. RefSeq names its product actin related protein 2 (gene ACTR2). The transcript is spliced from 9 exons. Bases 151 to 1335 code for a protein of 394 amino acids. Gene Ontology annotation, molecular function: actin filament binding. NCBI's taxonomy places the organism in Eukaryota, Metazoa, Chordata, Mammalia, Chiroptera, Phyllostomidae. Gene Ontology annotation, cellular component: actin cortical patch; Arp2/3 protein complex. The record is from RefSeq and is a predicted model, not a curated record. Gene Ontology annotation, biological process: Arp2/3 complex-mediated actin nucleation.